AAUUCAGUAAAAAAUGAAAUUGCAACGCGUUUGGAUAUUUUGCCAUGUGGUUUUAAUUUCCCUGGUCUCUCCAUCCUUGACGGAAGUUAUCCGAGAUUCAAAAAUGUGCCAGGAAGGCUCCUUGGAAGCUGAUCCCGAGGACUGUGGCAGCUAUUUCCAAUGCCUGGAUGAGGAGCAUUUACACUUGACUUGUCCCGAAGGCACCUACUUCGAGGACAACAACCAAGUUUGUGUGGUGGAUGAGCUGAAAAUUUGUCCAGAAAAUGCGCCAAGGUCUUGCAUAGAGGGUCAAGUGGAUCAAGACUCGGAUAACUGCGCCGGCUAUCUGGAGUGUGUGAAUGGAGUGAUUGUAAAGGAAAAGUGUCCCAGCGGUAGUUACUUUAAUACCGUUCUAUCCCUCUGUGUUAUGGAUGAAAAUGGUGUUUGUGCGAAUGCCACAAGUCAGUGUACCGAUGGCACAGUAUCUGCCGAUCCCAAUGACUGUGCCGGUUAUUUGAAUUGUGUGAAUGGAAGUCCCGAGUCCAAAAAGUGUCCCACUGGCAGCUACUUCGAACCCGUUUACAAGACCUGCAUUAUAGACACCAACGGGGUCUGUGUGCAACCGCCGGUUAUCUGUGUCGAGGGGGAAGUAAAACUGGACCCCAAUAACUGUGCAGGAUACUUGAAGUGCGUUAAUGGAGAACAAAUUGAGGAACUCUGUCCAAGUGGUUCUUACUUCAAUGUCAAGCUGCUGUCUUGUAUGGUGGACACUGAGGGUGUCUGCCUUAUAAGAAGUUUUAAAAACCUUUGUGCAAAAUGAUUGUGAUUUGGAAAUCUAAAGUGCGAUUUUGUCAAAUUUUGAAACGAUAAUGAUCCAGUGUAUGUUAAAAAAAGAAUCUAUUGAAUGAAAAGGCGAAAGUGCCACUAUCGAUCACCAGGGAAGACAAGCGAUUGGACAUGAAUAAUAAAUAAACUCGCACGAUAA
This is a messenger RNA of Drosophila bipectinata, 964 nucleotides long. RefSeq names its product peritrophin-44. Gene Ontology annotation, cellular component: extracellular region. NCBI's taxonomy places the organism in Eukaryota, Metazoa, Arthropoda, Insecta, Diptera, Drosophilidae. Gene Ontology annotation, molecular function: chitin binding. The record is from RefSeq and is a predicted model, not a curated record.